AUGAGGCUUUUCGGGCGGAAGAAAAAGCCCAGCGAAGCUCCCCCGAGUUCGGGAAAACAAUCCAGCCCAUGGAAGAAGAUCUGGCGCUGGAAACUGAGCGGUUCAAACAAGAUUUCAUCAGCUCAAAAUGACUACGAAGCGCACACUGAGGAGGCCAAAGUUGCCGGAUCGACCAGUCCAUCACGAGAUGCCGACGAAGCGAAAGCAACGAAUGCUCCAAACACAGAAACAUCCGUCGAGUUGUUACCUUCAAUGUCAUGCCCAACGAACAACAAACCAACGCCUAAAGAUGGCGGUGCAACGGUGGACUCACCAUCUUUAUGGGAUCUGGCGUAUAAAGCCCUUGCACAAGAGAAACCAGAAAUAGUGCAGGCAUACGAGGAACUGCUGUUCAAAACCUCGCCUUACCUCGAGGAGACACCCUCAACGGAUGACUUGAAAGACGUCCUAUCCAAGGCGUCCAAUGGCCGGACGAAGCCACUCGACCUCUCCAAUACCGAAACAGCGGAACGAAAAGCACAGAGUGAUACAAGUUCACGGCAGACAAUGGAAAACAUCAUUGCCAUGGGCCAGAAACACAUGGAGCGAAAGCAAAUUGCCUUUAAGGUUGGGACGCAGAAGUUUGUGCUCCAAGAUCAAAUGCAGCAUUUUGUUACAGGUAUCCAGUUUGGGAAAGCCUGGAUCGAUGAUGCGGUGCAGGCCAGCCCGAUGGCAAGUGCUGCCUGGGCGGGCGUCUGCUUGCUUUUACCCCUCCUGACCAAUCCAGCCGAAGUCGACCAAGCAAACAAAGAGGGCAUCGCGUAUGUUACUCAAAAGAUCCAGUAUUACACAGAUAUGGAGUCGUUUUUUCUGCAUGGGAAAAAUGAGCAGAUUUUCCCAGCACAGGCGAAACACAAUCUACGAAAACUCCUUAUCGAUCUUUACAAGGCAAUUAUCGACUUCCAGGCCCAGAGUGUAUUGCGGUUCUUCAGAAGCCGAUUCGCCACCUUCGUUAGAGAUGUUGCGAAAUGGGACUCUUGGGAGGAGAUGCUCCAAAAUGUGAAAGGGUUAGUGCGCAAUGUCGACGAUAUGUCCCAGCAAAUCAAUGCCGCAGCGACCAGAGCAGCACUCGACGAGCUCGUCCAAAUGACGAGGGAGGCAGAAGAAAACAAGUGUCUACAAACUUUGAAACGAGGAGACUAUGUUUGGUACAAAGAGCGCGUGCAAAACCGCGUAUCAGAUACGUGUUCUUGGUUCCUCAACCAUGAGAGCUACCAAUCAUGGUUAGCGGCCGAAUCUGGUCCAUUGCUGGUCUCGGCCGAUCCAGGGUGCGGCAAAUCCGUCCUCGCGAAAUACCUUAUCGACUCCAAAUUCGACUUCAUGUUAUCCAACGACUUUGCGAUAUGUUACUUCUUUUUUAGGGACACUGACCAGAACACGAUUGAGCUGGCUCUGUGUGCUUUGGUCCACCAAUUGCUUUGCCUGCGCCCUCAGCUAAUGCGGCAUGCCUUGGCAAGAUAUAGGCAGGACGGAGCAGGGCUUGCCGAAAAUGUUACUGCUCUUUGGAGUAUUUUGGAGAGUGCUAGCGCUGAUCCAGAGGCCGGAGCUGUUUUGAUUAUUCUUGACGCUCUGGACGAGUGUCGUCAAGAUGAACGCCACAUGCCAACAUUGUCACGGUUCAUCCACGAACAUUUCAAUCAAGCCAGACCAAAAAGCUUGAAAAUCCUCCUGACCAGUCGGCCCUACCAAGGAACAAUUCACCACAUUCAAAAACUCGAAAACAACUUUCCCAACAUCCGAGUCAAGGGCGAAGAUGAUUCGGAAACGAUUAGCGAGGAGAUCAAUGCAGUCAUCGAAUAUCGCGUUGGCCAAAUACCCAAGUUGGAUCCAGCCCUCAAACAACACCUAGAAGAACGCCUUAAAAUCACGGUGAAUGAGGCUCGGUUUGAGCAUGGAUACACCAUCUCUGAAAGAUCUUGA
Messenger RNA from Pyricularia grisea, 1959 nucleotides. RefSeq lists its product as uncharacterized. Bases 1 to 1959 code for a protein of 652 amino acids. The transcript is spliced from 3 exons. The record is from RefSeq and is a predicted model, not a curated record. NCBI's taxonomy places the organism in Eukaryota, Fungi, Ascomycota, Sordariomycetes, Magnaporthales, Pyriculariaceae.